Alnus glutinosa is the source of this 2095-nucleotide messenger RNA. RefSeq names its product DNA cross-link repair protein SNM1. Gene Ontology annotation, biological process: double-strand break repair via nonhomologous end joining; protection from non-homologous end joining at telomere; interstrand cross-link repair. Gene Ontology annotation, molecular function: 5'-3' DNA exonuclease activity; damaged DNA binding. The coding region runs from base 54 to 1499 and encodes 481 amino acids. The record is from RefSeq and is a predicted model, not a curated record. Lineage: Eukaryota; Viridiplantae; Streptophyta; Magnoliopsida; Fagales; Betulaceae. The transcript is spliced from 9 exons.
UUCAAUUUUGAAAGAACAGUUACAGAGGGAGGGAGGGAGGCAGAGAGAGAGAGAUGCGUGCGGACGGAGAAACAACCUCCGAUAUCCCGUCAUUUCUGCUCUUAUCGUCGGACCCAGAAGACGAGAACAACGCUCCUGCUAAACAUCCCUCAACAACCGACCAUGAACAUGAACAUGAACAAGACGACACUUUCGUUUCCGAUUUCUUUCGCUGCGGAGCCGAUUGGUCUUGCUUAUUACAGCAAGACCAAGACAGUAGUAUUUCUACUACUUCACGCAAUUCGGAGAGAAACCUGAAACAAACCAAUUUGUUCCAGAUGUGGGGACUGAAAAGACCCCAUCUCCAAAAUGUCCCUUCUCGAACCCCUAUGGUUGUGAAGAAGAUGAAGAUUGGGAGGGAAGGAUCAUCCCAUCUCAGAAACGCCACCGACACCGCUAAUCGCCCCCGUCUUUGCCCCUUCUACAAGAAAAUCCCUGGCACGCCCUUCACUGUCGAUGCAUUCCGCUAUGGUCGUAUUGAAGGAUGCUCCUCAUAUUUUCUAACCCAUUUCCAUUAUGAUCACUAUGGUGGACUCAACAAAGGAUGGUCCCAUGGCCCCAUCUAUUGCACCCCCCUCACUGCUCGCCUACUCAAAACGUGUCUCUCCAUAAAUCCAUCAUUUAUCUGUCCUUUGGAGCUAAAUACUGAGCAUGUAAUCGAAAGAGUCAAAGUAACGUUACUAGAAGCUAAUCACUGCCCAGGUGCAGCUAUGAUUCACUUUCGUCUCUCAAAUGGCCAAUCCUAUUUGCACACAGGAGACUUCAGAGCUUGUAAACUGAUGCAAACUUACCCCCUUCUUGUAAAUGAACGAGUAAAUGUACUUUACCUGGAUACAACAUAUUGCAACCAAAAGUACAAGUUCCCUUCCAAAGAAGAUGUCUUAAGUUAUGUCAUCAGAAUUACCCAGAACUUUCUUAAAAAGCAACCAAAAACUCUUGUUGUUGUUGGAGCCUAUAGCAUUGGCAAAGAAUGUGUUUAUCUAGCUAUUUCUAAGGCAUUAGGGGUUAAAAUAUACGCAAAUGCUUCAAGGAGACGAAUUUUGCAGUCUUUUGGCUGGCCCGAGCUUGCUGAGAUUCUCUGUUCGAAUGGAAAGGACACACUUCUUCAUGUUCUGCCUAUAUCAUCCCUGAGAUUUGAGACCCUUAAGGAUUAUUUGAAGACCUUCAUGGGUCAAUUUGCGGCAGUUUUGGCAUUUCGGCCAACAGGUUGGACUUACUCUGAGACCAUAGGCAGCCAACUGGAUCUAAUCAAACCUAGUUCUAAAGGCAAUGUCACAAUUUAUGGGGUUCCAUAUAGUGAGCACUCCAGUUUCACUGAACUACGAGAAUUUGUUCAGUGUCUGAGGCCUGACAAGAUUAUUCCUACUGUCAAUGUUGGUGCUGCUGCUAAUCGAGACAAGAUGCACUCCUACUUCAGAGAAUGGAUGAAGGUUGAUGUCCUAGCAAAGGUUGACAGAUGAAGUUUUUAAUUUCAGAUCUACCUUAUAACCUUAGAGAAUGUGAUAAAUGUACUCUUUAUUUGUCCUUCCGAUGACAAUGAUUUGAUUAGACGCUUGAUCCAUAGUGUGUUUCUGCAAGUUCCUCCAAGCACUGCAACAUUAGCUUGUCAUAUCCAUGACCAUUCAUCAUAUAGUAAAGAGUUCACAAGUUGGCUACAGAUGGUUUAACUGAAGUAUGCAGGGUAAGCAGGGAGCAGUUUCCUUCUUCAGUGCUUCAAUUUUUAAUUUUUACUUCACAAAAAAGAUUCCUCUGAUUCUUGGGAAAAUUACAUGAGGAAAAACCAAGACAAAACAUUUAAUGGAUUUGUAAUCCUUUCAUGACGGUGUUUGUAAUCUUCUCAAAUCUGCAUCUAUGUUACCCAGACCCUUGAAAAAUAUGAAGAUUUAUAUUACGUUUCACAGGUAUGAAUUUCAGAUUUCCACCAUUUUGGAAUAUGUAAUAGCUGUAAUCUCAUCAGGGUAAUGUCAAGUCAAAAAGGUUUGAUAUUCCAAAUUUUUUGUACUUCAAUUUAUAGACCUUGGCAAUGGUAAUGAAAUUGAUUAAGUAAUUUCUUAUA